AUGAUCGAGCCUCCUGCUCAGGUCAUUCCCGCGCGCCGAGGAGCUGCAACUCUCAUCCGUCGCGGCCAACGCAUCAAAGUCAUCAACACGUCCGGUACACAGGUCGUCGACACAUGGGCCUUCGCCCUCCAUACCGCCGCCACCGCCUCUUCUGGCUCCCCGCCGGACGCCCCCCUCUUCCCUGCAGCCACCGCUUCCUCACUCACUUCAUACAGCUCCCCGGCCAAUUUCGCCGCCAGCGUGCCUGAGUACACAUCCAUGAGCCACACGCGCGCCAGCCUCGGCAAGACACAUCCGGCAGUCGGCGAUGCGCUGUACAGCCAGAAGCGCGCCCCCAUCAUGACCAUCGUCGAGGACACAUCACCGGGCGUUCACGAUACGCUCAUUGCGGCGUGCGACCGGUGGCGCUACGCCGAGCUCGGCAUCGAAGGGUAUCAUGAGUCUUGCACCGACAACUUCUGGGAUGCGCUAGAUGCACUCCUAUCUGCAUCAUCCUCAUCGGCCGAGGCUGGUGGUGGGCUGGGUCCGAGCCUGAGCCCAGAGCAAAGGGAAGGGUUGAGGCAGCUACAGGCGAGGCUGGGGGGAAGGGUCCCGGACCCAUUCAACCUGUUCAUGAAUAUCCCGACGGCAGGGACCGCGUAUGUGAAGGACUUGAGCUUCGAGCACCCCGUGACGAAGCCGGGGGAUUACGUCGUGCUUAGGGCGGAGAGAGAUGCGGUAGUUGUCAUGAGCGCAUGUCCACAGGAGGUGCUGGAUAUUAAUGGAAGAAGGCCGAGCGAUGCGCACUUUCAGGUGUUGGAUGAGUAA
Molecule: messenger RNA, 807 nt
Organism: Diplodia corticola
Lineage: Eukaryota; Fungi; Ascomycota; Dothideomycetes; Botryosphaeriales; Botryosphaeriaceae
Product: pf09347 domain protein
Exons: 1
Coding region: 1-807 (268 amino acids)
Source: RefSeq, a predicted model, not a curated record